UAGAAUGUGAUUUACUCUGUAGCCCGUAGGGACCAUGGGCAAUCCUGUCAGUCCUGAGGAGCUGUGUUAAAACCAACCCUAAGUUAAGCUACCCAUUCCGCUAUAAGACAGGAAUUCUGUUCCCUGGCUGACCCUAGGACAAAGGUCUUUUGUAGUUUUAUCAGCAUCCCCGAUGCCCUGAAACGGUACUGAAACGAUAUAAGCUUAUGGUUUUCGAAUCCCCAUGUUGAGUUUAUAAAGAAAUAAGCAUCUAGGAUCCUUCAAUGUAAACACUUGCAUUGGGUCGGAACUUGCCGGACCACAUCUGCCAAGCACGUUGUGAAAGAGUUGGAUCAUUUCGUCAUUCUGACGCUAGGAUUCCUUCAAGCUACAAUUGCCGAUUUCUAGGAGUUAACGCUUGGUAUUUAUAUUAAUAUUUGGUAUAUCCUAUUGGCGAACUCAUUAAAGUACACUCUUUAGUUAACCAUCCAGCGAUAUUUUUCAUCCAAAUGAGCGCACUUCAACCCCUCUUGCUUGCCGGUGGCCGCUCCUCGCGAAUGGGUAGACGGAAGGAAUUGCUACCCUUGGUACAUGAUAUACCUAUAUACAUGAAUCUAUUGCGCAUCUUGGACCUUGCAUGUCCUCAUUCACAUAUAGUCUAUCUAUCGUUGCGCAGUCCAGAUUGUCUCCGAGAUAUACUGAAUGACCCACGGGUUACGGAACUGUCCCCGGGCAAGCUCGCCAUAGAGGUCGAUGGCUCAUCUACAUUGGUACAAGUAAUCUAUGACCGUGCUAGUGAUAGUUCUCUCAACACAGAGGACGAUAUAGGCCCAGCGGGCGGCCUCCUAGCUGCUCAUCGCUUUGAUCCGCAGGCUACUUGGCAGGUUGUCGCCUGCGAUUACCCGUUCUUGUCCGUGUCCGACUUGCAUCACCUGCAGCAAGAGAUGGCUGGUCCCGUUACCUGUUUCCAGAAUGCGGAUGGAAUUUGUGAGCCUCUGUUGGGUAUCUGGACUCCUGAAGCCAUGCACGUGCUUGAUCAGAAUGUCCGGAAAGGGAUUUGUGGGCCAAAGUCGGUCAUUCGCCAGUGCUCUGGAAAGACGAUCCGGCCGCGGGAUGAUAGGUGUUUAUUCAAUAUGAAUACACCUGCUGACUUGGAUACGGUGCUAACUUGGAUACGGUGCUGACUUGGAUAAAUGUGUUGUCGC
This is a messenger RNA of Aspergillus caelatus, 1184 nucleotides long. Its product is annotated as molybdenum cofactor guanylyltransferase. Gene Ontology annotation, molecular function: nucleotidyltransferase activity. The coding region runs from base 489 to 1163 and encodes 224 amino acids. The transcript has 2 exons. Lineage: Eukaryota; Fungi; Ascomycota; Eurotiomycetes; Eurotiales; Aspergillaceae. The record is from RefSeq and is a predicted model, not a curated record.